GGAAACAGUAAGGAACCAAGGGAAAUACUUUCUUCAGAUAAAGGUGUUUUUGAGAAGUGAGGAAAAGCCUCGCUAAAACAGCAGUCCGAGUUAAACUAGCAGCACCUGUCAGUUAAACCACCCACCGGUGUCUGUUUGGAGAUCAUUCUUUGUUUCUGCGACCUUUGGCUUUUCCCCGAAGACAUCUGUUCGACUUAUCCAUACAAAAAGGUUUGAUGGACUUUGAAGAUAGAGACAGCUCACCUAAACGUAGGUCUGUGAGGUGUGGACUGCUGGAUGUCCUCUUUCGUAGUGGUGAUGAUCCAGAAGACUGUGGUUUAGGUCAGGAGGCCUUUAUGGAUGAAGAGGCAGACCUUCCUUCUGAUUUGGAAUGGUUGCAGGAAUUGUCUGAAGAGAGCGAUAGCGAUGGUGACCUUGCACUUGAGACCGACAAUAGCACGAAGAGGAGUUAUGCCGAGACAGCACGGAUGUUCAAGCUGAGACGAAACCUGGACCAGCUGGACUCUUUUCAUCGACAGAAGGAGCGUGACGUGCAGAAAGCCAGAGAAAAGCUGAAACCUUGCCGUCAGAAUGUAGAAAGCUGGUUGGAGCAGAGGGACAAUUUGGAGUGGGAAAUAGAGCAACAGAAAGCAAACGCAAACAGCAGCUUGGCCGUGUUUCGACUGCGAGCCCAGCAUAAGCUGUUGUGUCAAAAGCUGCAGAAUGAAGAAGAGCUGGAGGGCCAAAUCCGAGCUGAACUGACACAACAAGAACGGGAGCUGAAUGAGGUGGAGGUGGAUCUUGGCAGGGUCUUCUUACUCCGCCAGGAGCUGCAGGAAGAAGAGCAGCGCUUCCAGGUCCUUAAAGCACAGAAGGCAGUAAGAAGGUUGCAGCAGGAGAGGAAAGUCAGCCAGAAUCAGCAGCACAACAUGAAGCUUCUCAGAGAUAAACAGGCAGCCAGGCUGGAGGAGGAGGAGAAAGAAUGUCAAAGGAAGAAUGAAGAGGCUCGAACAAGCCAAAAGAAAGCUGCCAAGUACUUGAAGCAGACCAUUAAAAGGUUGCAUCAGCAAGCAGCUGAGAAGGAGAAACAGAACAGGGAGUUUAUCGAGAGGAGGAUGCAGGCUGUUGAGUCUCUAAAAUCCAGCAUAGCAGUCAACCAAGAGAGUUUACAGGUUCAGCAAAAUAGAGCCAAAGAACAAACCCAGAAGAAAAAAGAACAAGAAAGACAACUAAAAGCUGCCCUGGAGGCCCAAGGCAUCGACAGUAUCAAACAUAUGUACCAGAAGAAACAACUAAAGGAGACGAAACGAAAACAACAGGAAUUUGAGGAGAGCCAGAAGUCAAAGAGAGUGGAGAUUGUUGCAAAAAUUCAUCAGGAGGAACAGCUGCUGAAGAGCAGAAAAAGGAACCAGGCACAGCCCCCCAAACCCUCAACCAAUGACAAGUUCUCAUCUUUGAGGACCGGAAGAGAGAUGCUCCUGUCGUUUCUGGAUCCUAACUCUCCAUCAGUCUCUGAGGAGACAGGAACACUGCUUGUGAGAGAGUUCAGUAACAUCAGCAGGUCUUCAUCACCGUGCUCUGACAGUGAACACCUGGAGGAAAUGGGGGAAACUGUUCAGAAAUACAUGACCCACAAGAGCCCUGCUGACAGCCUUGCAGAGCCAGAGUUCUCCGGGUUGUGGGAACAGGAAUACAAGGCCACCAAUAAGGAUAUGACACCUGCAAAAGCAGAAGUUAAGAAAGAUGAACCUGCCAUGGCGAACAGGAAGUUAAAUGUGACUGCCAAAAAGAUUCAUGGAAAAGCGUUUAUUAGUAAACCAGACGUCAUCUUCUUUAAGGACUUUGAAGUUGGGAAGUGUUAUAAGAAGAAACUUGUCCUGACAAACAUCAGCUACACUGUCAAUCAGUGCAAGUUUCUCAGGGUCUCCGCUCAGCUCAAGGAUUUCAUCUCUGUCAACUUUGAGCCUCCUGGUUCUUUAUCUACUGGGAUGUCAUGUGACAUGCAUGCUUUUUUCCAACCUCUGAUUAAUGAAGACUUGGAGGGAGAUUUUCAGUUUGCAUCAACUCUGGGCCCCUUCUCUGUGCCUGUCAGAUGCACCACAAAGAAAUGCUGUCCGGAGGUCGACUGCCGGUUCGUGGAUUUUGGUUCACAUGUGGUGGGCCACACUGUUUCUCGGACUAUCACCCUGAACAACAAGGGAGCACUGGCCACCUUCUUCAGCAUGGACACCUCCACACAUCUCUGUUCAGAAAGCAGCCAUGUCCAGAUGCCAUCCCAGGCCUCUGCCAACACAGGCCCGGUGACAUCCAGUAUAAACAUCAGUUCUAGCGAUCAUCAGAGUUCUGAUUCAUUGGAUUCAGAGGCCGUCCGGCCAAAGCAGCAGAAUCUUUCCAAAGAAUUACAGCAGUUGGAACCUGGUGUAGAAGCUGUCACUGAGGCUUUACUUUCCUCUGAUGUGGACACACAGACAACCCAGACCUUCCUAGACUCCUGUGAUAUAACGCUUGGAGGUGUGAGAGAUGGAGAGGUUGGACCCUUUCAAAACGUCAAGCUGGAGAUUUUAUUCACUCCAACCAUUCCAGGAGAAACCAAACUGGACUUCUACAUCAGAUUCUCUGACACAAACACAAAACCAAUACCCAUCCAGGUCAGAGGUGUGGCUGUCAGCAUCCCUGUAUGGGUGGUUCAGCCCAGCAUUGACCUGAAGAUCUGCAUGUUUGACCGCCUUUAUCAAGACACCAUCAUCAUUCAAAGCAGAGCAAACAAAGCUUUAAAAGUGACCUUUGAGGUGUGCCCUGGGAUGAGGAAACACAUGGAGAUUCUACCAAAAAAUGGCUUCAUCCAGGCCCAAUCAAGCUUUAAUGCCCAGCUGAAAUUCAUACCAAGACGGUCCCUGUCCAAAGAUGCAGAGAAUUAUUUUGACAGUGACACAGGAGUCCUAGAGGUUCCGAUGACAGUGCAAGUAGCAGGGCAGGUGCGGCCUGUCCCUUUUACAGUACAGGCAAUUGUCACAUCUUCAGACCUACAGUUUGACCAGACUGAGGUGGACUUUGGUAGCUGUUCUGUCUACCAUUUGGUCAGGAGCAGUGUCCGCCUCACCAACAUGUCCCUCCUGCCUCAAGACUUUGGCUUUGUGGCUGUUCCUGAGUUUAUUGAGGUCCAGCCUAAUGAUGGCUUUGGUACUCUGCUUCCUCAAGAAACCCUAGAGAUUGAUCUGAUUUUUGGCCCUAAAAAAGCUAAAGAGUAUAAUUUCCAACUCUGCUGCAAAUCUGGAAUUAACAGAGACUUUCUACUGUCUUGCCACGGUGUGGGUGUCCGUCCACCACUGGUACUCUCUCACUCUCUGGUUCAGUUCAGAUCUACAGCAGUAGGGUAUAAGUCCCCUGCCACAAUUUACCUGACUAACCAGUCUGAUUGUAACCAGUCCAAAGAACCCACAACACAACUGACCAAAGAUGUCAUGAAAGUUGAUGGUCCGAGGUUGUUCUGCUUCUGUUUACCAAAGGAUUCAGAAAUCAGCAUUAGUCCUUCAGCAGGUCGCCUUCUCCCUGGAGAGAGAUGCCUAGUUCAGGUGAUGUUCAGGCCCAGACUUUUGGAUCACGAGAUCAAAGAAGAGGCCCUUCGUCAGAUACAUUGUGCCAAGUUGAUCAGUGAGAAGGAGCAGGAGAUAAACAGACCCACUGAACAAGAGAUGAAGAACAACAUUCCCCCUGAACCCAACAAAGGGAAGAGGCCACUUGGCAAUGCAAAGAACAGCAAGGUGUCUGAAAACCCAAAUACAAACAAAUUACCAGAUCCAGUUGACAUAAAGCCUGGGUCAGAGUUGUACGGGAAGGCCAGAGCCUUUUUGCUCAAAUCCUUUACCCGGAGCUACAGAGAGUACACCGUUCCCUGCUUUGUGUCAGACGGAGACCCCACAGAGACAGACUCACAAGUCCAGCUGGCAUGGAGUCCCACAAACACGCUCUACCUGAAGCUGGAAUGUCCUGCUGUACAGCCCCCUCUGCUGGUGACGUCCAGCAAUGGCAAUAACAUCUUAGACUUCAACCAAGUUUUUGUGGGAAACAAAGUGAUUAAAAGGUUCACAGUUCAGAACAUUUCAAUGGAGCCUUUGGAUCUGAGGUUAUCAUUGUUGGACAUACAUGGUCCCUUUUCCCUGGUCAAUGCUAUGAGAGGCGUGGGUCCUGGAGAAAAACACACUUUGGUACUAGCUUUCAGCCCAACCUUGGAAAGAAAGUACUGUGAAAAACUCGAGGUGCAAACCCCUAAAAUGGUUUUGGAAAUCACUCUUCAAGGGGAGGGUGUACUUCCUGUUGUCACUUUAUCUCCCACUGGAGAUCUCGUGGACUUUGGCUAUGUGUUGGAGAAGGAGAUCACCUCACAACAUGUGCAGUUGCAGAACAGUUCAGUGGUAGCAGUGGAUUACAGAGUGUUGCUGGCCAGUCAGUCACUUCCCAGUCCUCAGCAUGGAGCUGACAGGGUAGCCCUGCUGCUGGAUGGAUACAGAGGCUCUCAGAUCCACCCAGCUGUGGGAACCCAGAACUACAGUGGGUUAAGUGUCUUCAGUGUGACGCCAGUAGAGGGCAGCAUUGAUCCUGGACAGAAACAAAACAUCACCAUCACUUUUCAACCUGACCAUCCAUCUGUCUGCUACUCAGACAAACUCACCAUAGAGCUUAUAAAUAAGAGUAAAGUCUGUGUGAUGGAUCUGAGGGGUGUAGCUUCUUCACAUAACAUGUAUCUGUAUGGAGGAGAUCCUUUAACAGUGCCCAUCGAAUCUCUUCUCCCUUCCCUCAUCAUCCCUCAUCCCAAGCUCACAGAGGCGGAGGAGAACCGAAGUGUCCAUGCACUGGUUACUUUGCAGGCCAGCUGCAAAGCAGGCGUCAUCAGGCCUGCUGUCAGGGAACUGCAGGUGGGCUGCAUCCGCUCCCCACACACCAGUAAGAAGUGCGGUGAGUUUUAUUGGGAUGAUGUGGCAACUCUGCAGCAGCAGGGUUUUCAAUUGGAACCUGUUAAAGGCACCGUGGAGGCAGGACACAGACGUUCUGUCACCAUCACGUGGACACCCCAAAGUGGACACAAGCCCUUUGAGGUCAUCCAGGUGUGUGCCCCCCUCACUGUAAAGAGUGAUGAGAUCAUCAUUUACAGAGUGACAUUGAUGGCUGUGGUCUCAUCCACUGCUGAUUGACCAAUACAGGACAUGGACGCUGAUCAGUGGGAAGUCUGGAAAAACCUUGUUUCACUACUGUUCACUGAUUUUUAUUAACUCAACCUUAUUACUGAAAAUAUUGUGGCACCUAAGUUCAGUAAAAUGUACUUUUACUUUGAAGCAGUUACUUUUUUUUUUUGCUCUUUGUGAUUUUAUUCGUGACAGAAAAAAUGUUACCUCUUUUGGAGCUUUAAAAAAACAGAUGGUGCACAAAUGUAGCAAUUUUUGAUUUUCAAAAAAAAACCAGAAGUACUGUAAGGAAUUGCUGUUGUCACAAAAGUGCUACUGUAUAAAAACUGAACCAUAAGAACUGAA
Molecule: messenger RNA, 5504 nt
Organism: Girardinichthys multiradiatus
Lineage: Eukaryota; Metazoa; Chordata; Actinopteri; Cyprinodontiformes; Goodeidae
Gene: cfap74
Product: cilia and flagella associated protein 74
Exons: 40
Coding region: 216-5168 (1650 amino acids)
Source: RefSeq, a predicted model, not a curated record